Molecule: messenger RNA, 2443 nt
Organism: Polyodon spathula (Mississippi paddlefish)
Lineage: Eukaryota; Metazoa; Chordata; Actinopteri; Acipenseriformes; Polyodontidae
Product: methyl-CpG-binding protein 2-like
Exons: 7
Coding region: 1-1449 (482 amino acids)
Biological process (GO): negative regulation of transcription by RNA polymerase II
Cellular component (GO): heterochromatin; nucleus
Molecular function (GO): double-stranded methylated DNA binding; methyl-CpG binding; chromatin binding
Source: RefSeq, a predicted model, not a curated record
AUGGAUAGCGCUGCCCGUAUCUUUUGCCAUUUCCCAUUAUUAAAUGCAUGUAUUUAUGUGCCCCUCAGUGAGGAGGAAAGCGAAGACCAGGAGGGACAGAAGGAGAGACCCCCAAAACCGAAGAAGUUGAAGAAGGAAGGCGGGCGGGAUGAGGAAGGGGUGGAGCCUGCCCUGGCCCCUCCUCUCCCUCCUCCUCCUCCCCCCUCCUCCUCCCCUGCACAGCAGCCGCUGUCUUCCACGGAAGCUGGGAGAGCCGAACCCUGCGAGUCUGCAGCGGGGGCUGCCAGCUCCGCCCCGGCCCCCCCAGAGCCUGCCAUCUCCCCCAAACGGAGACGCUCCGUUAUCCGCGACCGCGGGCCCCUGUACGAUGACCCCUCCCUGCCCCAGGGCUGGGCGCGAAAGCUGAAGCAGCGCAAGUCUGGGAGAUCAGCCGGGAAAUACGACGUUUACCUGAUCAGCCCGGAAGGGAAAGCCUUCCGUUCCAAAGUGGAGCUCAUCGCGUACUUCCAGAAAGUGGGGGACACCACCACGGACCCCAACGACUUCGACUUCACUGUCACAGGGCGCGGCAGCCCCUCCCGACGCGACAAGAAGCCCUCCAAAAAACCCAAGGUGGUCAAAGCCUCAGGGAGGGGCCGGGGGCGUCCCAAGGGCAGUGGGAAGCUGCGGCUGCCCUCCGAGGGGACUUCGACGCCGAAGGGAGGCUACCUCCACCCCACCCGUCGCGCAAAAACACCUCGUCUCGCGGACCCCCUCAGUAACCUCGAUAUCCGCGGGCCCACCAGCCUGGCCGCCCCCCGUGCAGGCUGGGGGGCAUUAGUCCGCCAAGCUUUCGUUCUUCUCCCGAAUGCCGAGCGAUCCUUACACGUCGAUGUGCGCGGACUUCCCAGUUCACCCAUCAAGAAGCGCAAGACGAGGGAGACCGUGGAGGAGCCAGGGCCAUCACCUCCUCCCCCGGCCGCCGUGGAGGCGCUGGAGAAGGACUUGAGCGCCCCCAAACUGGGCCGGGAGGAGCAGCAGCCCAGAAAGGAGGCUGCCUGUCUAGGGGACAGCUGCCCCAGCAAGACUCAAACAGCCGCUGCUGUAGAAGCCAAAGGCAAACAGCAGCGGGCGGGGGUGAUCAUGGGAGGGGGGGCGGAGGGAGGGGAUGUGAAGGACAUUGUGCCCACGUCGGUCGUGCCGAGGCCCAGCCGGGAGGAGACUGUGGAGUCCCGGAACACCGUCAGCGAGCGACUCCUGGAGGAACAGCGGUCGAUUCCAGUGGCACAGUGGUUGCAGGACUGGGCUGUGGAAGGAUGCGAGUUCAAGUUCUCACACCAGAUCACCACCACCACCAUCACGCUCGCGCAGCCAGGUCUGUUGGGCUGGGUCAAUGAAAGUGAAAGCUUUAUCUUAAAGAACACAAAACCUUCCUGGCAUUGUCGCUUAGGGACCACCACCCUGUACUGAGAGAGAGAAAAAAAACGCACUAAAUCUACUUCUUUUUUUUUUUAUCCAAACCAGAGCUUUGAGACACAGUCUGCAUGUGCCAGAAGGACAGUGCCUUGAAGAAGGGGGGGGGGGAAGGCUUUUGCUGCUGGGAAAGAGAAGUGGCCUUUGAUGGAAGUCUUAACCGAAGCACGCACUUGUGCGAACAACACAGCCCCUCCGUGUUUUGCCCUCAGAUUUUUUUUUCAUUAUUUCAGCGCACCUCUUUCAGUAAAGCAAGUCCGAUUCACAAGAGGUAAAGCCGAGGAUAAAACGGAGCUGCUUUGUGUGGCUUGGAACUGCGUUUCAGGACGCUGCGCCUCACGCCAGCCAGGGAGACUUGGGAGGGUUUGAUACAGCAAACCCCAAACUGGGACUCCUGCCAGGGGGGGUCUCUCGAGACCAGACUUCAGGGGGGCCCGGCUGAAGUGAAAGGCGGAAUCUGUAACGCACUCAACGUUGUGAAAUUGCUGAAUGUUUCAACCAUGGCCAGUUUUGAUUGAAAUAAAUAAUAAGCACUUUAUAGCAGGUGUUGCCUGGGAGGGGGCAGGGGGGAGGGGCACCCUACUAUCUUUUUAUCCUAUUUUUAUAAUUUUGAUUUUUUUAGAUUAUUUUUUUUCUCUUCAAGCAGCGAGAAGGGUUGACUGCAUCGACUGUUUUAAACAAAGGUCAUUUCUUUUGAACCCGGAUCCUAGCCUUCCUGAUACUGGGAAAACGGCAGUUGACUCUCUGCUGUGUUUAAAGGUGCACAAGUGCCAUUUCCUCGAAACUCUUCCCUUAAGACAACAGGCAUUUAAAAAAUAAAUACAAGAAUCCAAGAAACAAAACAAAACAAACAACCUGCUCUUUCUUCCACUGUUAAACUGAGGAAAACUAAUCUUUUUACCCUGUGGACUACGAAAAAAACACAAACCGCUUCCCCACGUGGACGCAUACCGUGGCUACGUUUUUUCACAAUAAAAUAAAUAGUUUGAAA